UCGGAGCUCCACUGGAAGGCCCUGAGAAGUCCGCCAGGCGCGCAGGGCCAGUGCUGGAGGUUUUGGUUUUGGUUUUGUUCCUUGGUUUCUUGUCCAAAACCAACACGGAUGAGGAUUGAAAAGCAAUGCUGAGAAAUAAAGCUGUCCUCUUCUGAUUUGGAUAUUGAUGAUGGGUAUUGGAAAGUCUAAAAUAGAUGCCUGCCCUCUUUCUCUCUCUCGGGGCAAAAGCCACAGUGUGGAUACAAUUCAAAGACAUCAUGAGUCAGAGUCCAGGAAACCUGAAGCUAUCUCCUUGAGUGAUGUUGCUGAUUGUAGCAAAACAGCAGAGGAGCCAACAGGAGUGCCAGAGGGAGCUCAGGGAGUGGAAAUGAUGCCUGAAGAGGAAGCAGAAGAGAUACCUGAAGAGGAAGCAGAAGAGGAGGUGUUCCUCAAAUUUGUUAUAUUGCAUGCAGAAGAUGAUACAGAUGAAGCCCUCAGGGUCCAGAAUCUGCUACAAAAUGACUUUGGUAUCAAACCUGGAAUAAUCUUUGCAGAGAUGCCAUGUGGCAGACAGCAUUUACAAAAUUUAGAUGAUGCUGUAAAUGGGUCUGCGUGGACAAUCUUAUUAUUGACUGAAAACUUUUUAAGAGAUACCUGGUGUAAUUUCCAGUUCUAUACGUCCUUAAUAAACUCAGUUAACAGGCAGCACAAAUACAACUCUGUGAUCCCCAUGCGGCCCCUGAACAACCCCCUUCCCCGGGAAAGGACCCCCUUUGCUCUACAAUCCAUCAAUGCCUUAGAGGAAGAAAGUCGUGGCUUUCCUACACAAGUAGAAAGAAUUUUUCAGGAGUCUGUGUAUAAGACACAACAAAUGAUAUGGAAAAAGACAAGAAAUGUGGAAUAAAGACAAUUUAUUGUCUGACAUGAAACACAUGACACAUGACUAGCUCCUGUUUUUAUAAACCAAAUGAUUACUCUUCUUUGGAGAAAACAAUUUUUAGGAAAGUUUUGUACAAACAUGAGAUGGGUGUGAAUGUCAGAUGAGGUGUAUGUGGAGGAGUGGGGCCUAACGAAGGACAUUUGGAGAAGGGAUACGG
Molecule: messenger RNA, 1076 nt
Organism: Tupaia belangeri chinensis (Chinese tree shrew)
Lineage: Eukaryota; Metazoa; Chordata; Mammalia; Scandentia; Tupaiidae
Gene: TICAM2
Product: TIR domain containing adaptor molecule 2
Exons: 2
Coding region: 167-883 (238 amino acids)
Biological process (GO): TRIF-dependent toll-like receptor signaling pathway; positive regulation of canonical NF-kappaB signal transduction; positive regulation of type I interferon production
Cellular component (GO): endosome
Molecular function (GO): signaling adaptor activity
Source: RefSeq, a predicted model, not a curated record